AUGCUCGCGCAAGGUCAGGCAGUCGGGCUCGAGGCUUGGGUCCAAGGGAAGGACGAUAGGAAGAGACUCAACGAAUACCAGGUACAACAUCAUCCUGCAAAGAAAGGAGAAUCCUCUUAUACAGAGUGUUUCCUUGAGACGAUCGAUGAGGCAUUCGUGAUCACAUUAUUUAAACGAGAUCAUCCUCUUGCAAGUCAGGAUUUUAGGACUUCCCUCUUCGUAGAUGGUAGUAUGAUAGAUCAGGUUGCCUGGUUAAAAACCUCUUCCCGGCUAGAAUGGGCCGAAGUCUGGGAGAAACAUGAAGAUAAGGCCAGAAGAUCUUCCUUGAAAUUUGCACCAUUGCCUACGACCGAUGAUCCAGCCAAAGUAACUAUCGAUCCACUGACCAUGAAGGAACUUGGCUCGAUCGAGAUUACCUUAGAACCCGGAGAAUUCGCCUAUUCAGUGACUUCUGCCGAGUCAACCGUCUGCGAACCACCUUCUGUAUUGCAUUAUGCUUUUACUCCAGGCAAGAACAGAAAGUUCACACAUCGUUUCCUCUUUAGGUAUCGACCUAGACCUGUCCUCGUCCAGAUGGGUAUCAUCGAUGAACCUGAACCAUCGCCCCCUCCACCACCUCCUCGACCCGCACGUAAAAGAAAGGCCGAUGUGGUCGAUAUUGAAGCGACAUCCGAAGGUGAUGGAGAGGAAGGAGAUGUGAAACCUGAUCUGAACGCUAAGAGAGUGAAAUACUUGGAGGAGCAAGUCAAACUACUUGCCGAUCAACUGAAGCGAUCUCGUAAUGGAAGUAGAGAUGAGGAUGAAGUGGUUGAUUUGACAUUGGAUGACGAUUGA
This is a messenger RNA of Kwoniella botswanensis, 834 nucleotides long. RefSeq lists its product as uncharacterized. The record is from RefSeq and is a predicted model, not a curated record. The transcript is spliced from 10 exons. The coding region runs from base 1 to 834 and encodes 277 amino acids. NCBI's taxonomy places the organism in Eukaryota, Fungi, Basidiomycota, Tremellomycetes, Tremellales, Cryptococcaceae.